CUUUGAUCUGCAUACAAGAGAGUUGUCACACCAUGGUCACGCACAGUUAUCACAUGACUGUCACAUGACGUACAAGGCACAUGAUCUCGCUGAUAGACGUUCUUAUAGAAGCGAAAGGAACGGUGCUCGUAGUGUUUCACAGUAUUGACUGAACCAGUUCUCAGUAACCUCCAAGAGUGGAUGAUGAAGUCAAAGUAUUCAUUUACACUGGGAAUUCUUCUGCUAACAGAUUUGUUUUUUUCAAGCAACUGCCAGAGAGCACUCCGUGCCAUGUUUCCAAAAGUUCCUCCAUUCAUGUUACAAAAUGGCAUUGACCCUGGUAGCCCUCUUUUCUUAACUCCUUAUCUAGAGAAAGGUCAAGCAGAUGAAGCACAUUUUUUAAGUGAGGUGACAGCCUUGCCAGGAUGGUAUAGAAAAAGUUACUCUGGCUUUAUCACAGUCAAUGAAACUUAUAACAGCAACAUGUUUUUCUGGUUUUUUCCCUCCCAGACUGAUCCAGCAAAUGCACCUGUGCUGAUGUGGCUGCAAGGAGGCCCCGGUGGUUCCUCUCUUUUUGGGCUGUUUGUAGAACAUGGCCCAUUCUACAUCAAUGAAAAUACAAAAUUGUUGCCGAGAAAUGUCACUUGGAAUGAAAAGUAUUCUCUGCUAUAUGUUGACAACCCAGUGGGAACAGGCUUUAGCUUUACCAAGGCUGAUCAAGGUUAUGCUCAAAAUGAGGAAGAUGUUGGAAGGGAUCUGUAUAGUUUUCUGGAGCAGUUCUUUCAAAUUUACAAGGAAUAUCAACAAAAUGAUUUUUAUGUUACUGGAGAGUCUUAUGCAGGGAAAUAUGUUCCAGCCAUUUCCUAUAAAAUUCAUACAGAAAAUCAAGGUCAUCCAAAGGUCAUGAUCAACUUCAAAGGAAUGGCCAUUGGAGAUGGGUUAUGUGACCCUUUAACGAUGAUGCCUAAGUAUGCAGAUUUCAUGUUCAACCUAGGCCUUCUUGAUGAAAACCAGCGUGAUUACUUCCAGUCUAUGACAGAUAAAGCAGUAGUGUACAUCCAGAAUCAACAAUACCUUGAAGCAUUUAAGUUGUUUGACAUGCUUCUAAAUGGAGAUAUAACAAAAGAAGUACCAUACUUCAAGAAUGUCAGUGGGCUUUCUGAUUAUUAUAAUUUUCUUCAUACACAGUCACCAACACAGUAUGAUUAUUAUGGCACAUUUCUGGCAGACCCAUUAGUAAGGCGUGCCAUCCAUGUUGGGAACCUGACUUACAAUGAUGGUCUGGCUGUGGAAACGCAUCUGCUUGAAGAUAUAAUGGCUUCUGUUAAACCCUGGAUUGCUGUUUUAAUGGACAACUACAAAGUAAUGAUCUAUAAUGGUCAGCUGGAUAUCAUCAUAGCUGUACCACUGACAGAAGCUUGGUUACAAACUGUUGAGUGGUCAGGAUUGCCACGUUACAAAACUGCUGACCGCCUUAUUUGGAAGGUGAAUCCAUCAGAUUCAGAGGUGGCCGGGUAUGUCCGACAGGUGGACAACUUUUAUCAGGUGAUAGUUCGCAAUGCAGGUCACAUACUUCCUGCUGAUCAACCUGUGUGGGGCUAUGACAUGAUUCAGAGAUUUGUGGAAAACAGAAGCUUUGCCUGAUCUGACUGUCCAUUGUCUUUUGUAAACCUGCAACUUAAUAGUUACCAAAGGCUUUGCUAAAUUUACACACAGAAUGAAAAAAAAAUAUAUAUAUAUACACACAUAUAAUUUACACACACACACACACACCUGAAUUUUUAUGAGUAGGCGUCUCAUUAUCUGUGCUCAAUUCUGCUGUUUUGAACAUCCCAUUAUUCAUGUAAAUGGUCAGAGACAGAAUCUGUCAUACAGAACUACUUUUUGCUACACUAUGAAUUGUGAAUGUCUGGAUACAAACACGUUUGCGAGCUGACUGAAAUCACUUUUUUGGCAUGAAAACAUGCCCUGAUUGUUAUUUCAGCAAUUAAUAUUUGAAGCUCAUACAAUUUUGUUCAUUAUAGUUUACACAGUUUUGCCCUUUAAGACAGGUGUUUAAUACUUGUUGCAAUUUUACACUGUACCUGAUGUCACUUAUUAGAUACCUUUUCUACUUACAAUAGCUGAUACUUUCAAUUGAAGAGUUGCUAAAGGGUGAUGAUUUAUGUCAUCCUUACAUUACCAGUUUAAGAUGUCAUUAAAUUUUGUUAUCUGUAAAAA
Pomacea canaliculata is the source of this 2199-nucleotide messenger RNA. Its product is annotated as probable serine carboxypeptidase CPVL. Lineage: Eukaryota; Metazoa; Mollusca; Gastropoda; Architaenioglossa; Ampullariidae. Bases 181 to 1623 code for a protein of 480 amino acids. Gene Ontology annotation, molecular function: serine-type carboxypeptidase activity. The transcript has 13 exons. The record is from RefSeq and is a predicted model, not a curated record. Gene Ontology annotation, biological process: proteolysis.